UCUGUUAUAAUUCUCAAACCCUAAUUUCAUAAAACCCUAAAUUUUAGACCUGUUCUUUUAAUUUUAUUUAUUUGUAGGUAAGGUUGGUGAACUUGUUGUAGGGUUUCAGAAUUGUAUCUAAUCAAAUGGCUCCUAAAGCUGAUUCCACCAAAAAGUCAGACCCUAAGGCUCAAGCCGUCAAAGCUGCCAAGGCUGUCAAGUCAGGAUCAACCUUCAAGAAGAAGUCACAAAAGAUUAGGACAAAAGUCACAUUCCACCGCCCUAAGACUUUGAAGAAGGAUAGAAAUCCCAAGUAUCCUCGUGUUAGUGCACCUGGAAGGAACAAACUUGACCAGUAUGCUAUUCUAAAGUAUCCUCUGACCACCGAGUCUGCGAUGAAGAAGAUUGAAGACAACAACACCCUUGUUUUCAUUGUGGACAUCAAAGCUGAUAAAAAGAAGAUCAAGGAUGCCGUGAAGAAGAUGUAUGACAUUCAGACAAAGAAAAUCAACACUUUGAUCAGGCCUGAUGGUACUAAGAAGGCAUAUGUUAGGUUGACUCCAGACUAUGAUGCUUUGGAUGUUGCCAACAAAAUCGGGAUCAUCUAAAUUAGUCUACCUGUUUAGAAUUUUAUGAGAAUUUAGAAUAUUUUGAUUUGAGUUUCUGGAAACAUUUGAAUGGAAGUGCCUUGUUUUUUGAAUUCUAAAUUUUGCAUUUCAAAGACGUGUUUUGUUCCAUAUUAUAAGAGAAAUGCUCUAAUUUUGUUUCUUAAA
Messenger RNA from Lycium ferocissimum, 752 nucleotides. Its product is annotated as large ribosomal subunit protein uL23. The transcript is spliced from 3 exons. Gene Ontology annotation, biological process: ribosomal large subunit assembly; translation. The record is from RefSeq and is a predicted model, not a curated record. Gene Ontology annotation, molecular function: rRNA binding; structural constituent of ribosome. NCBI's taxonomy places the organism in Eukaryota, Viridiplantae, Streptophyta, Magnoliopsida, Solanales, Solanaceae. Gene Ontology annotation, cellular component: cytosolic large ribosomal subunit; ribosome. The coding region runs from base 126 to 587 and encodes 153 amino acids.